Myiozetetes cayanensis is the source of this 2459-nucleotide messenger RNA. RefSeq names its product DNA polymerase delta 1, catalytic subunit (gene POLD1). Gene Ontology annotation, cellular component: delta DNA polymerase complex. The record is from RefSeq and is a predicted model, not a curated record. Gene Ontology annotation, biological process: base-excision repair, gap-filling; nucleotide-excision repair, DNA gap filling; DNA-templated DNA replication. NCBI's taxonomy places the organism in Eukaryota, Metazoa, Chordata, Aves, Passeriformes, Tyrannidae. Gene Ontology annotation, molecular function: 3'-5'-DNA exonuclease activity; nucleotide binding; DNA-directed DNA polymerase activity.
GGGUGUUCCCGGAGCCGCAGCAGGACCCGGUGAUCGCCAUCGCGGCCGUGGCGCUCCGCCAGGGGGCGCGCGAGCCCUUCCUGCGCGCGGUGUUCACGCUGCUCCCGUGCGCCCCCUUGCGGGGCGCGGCCGUGCGGAGCUUCGACACCGAGCGGGACCUGCUGCAGUCCUGGGCCGAGUUCGUGCGGAUCGUGGACCCCGACGUGAUCACGGGGUACAACAUCCACAACUUCGACCUGCCCUACCUCAUUGAGAGGGCCAAGGUGCUGCAGGUGGAGUCGUUCCCGUACCUGGGCCGGGUCCGGGUCCCCUCGGGGGUCCGCGACGCCGCCUUCCAGUCCCGCCAGCUCGGCCGGAGAGAGGGCAAGGUGGUCACCACCCCGGGCAGGGUCACCCUGGACAUGCUGCAGGUGCUGCUGAGGGAGCACAAGCUCCGCUCCUACUCCCUCAACGCCGUCAGCGCCCACUUCCUGCACGAGCAGAAGGAGGACGUUCCCCACGGCAUCAUCACCGACCUGCAGAACGGUGACCCUCAAACCAGACGUCGUCUCGCCCUGUACUGCCUGAAGGACGCGGUGCUGCCGCUGCGGCUCCUGGAGCACCUGAUGGUGCUGGUGACGCAGGUGGAGAUGGCCCGGGUGACAGGGGUGCCCCUGAGCUACCUGCUGACCCGGGGACAGCAGGUCAAGGUGGUGUCACAGCUCCUCAGACAGGCCAUGCAGGAGGAUUUGCUGCUGCCAGUGGUGAAACCUGAGGGGGGGGAGGACUUCGAGGGGGCCACGGUCAUCGAGCCCCUCAAGGGGUACUACGACGUCCCCAUCGCCACCCUGGACUUCUCGUCCCUGUACCCGUCGAUCAUGAUCGCCCACAACCUGUGCUGCACCACCCUACUCCCCCCUGGGGGGACACAGAGAUAUGGGUACAGCCCCUCCGAGUUCAUCCGGACCCCACGGGGCAGUCUCUUCGUGACCCCGACUGCGCAGGGGGUCCUGCCCCGCGUGCUGCAGGGGCUGCUGGCGGCCAGGAGCAGGGUGAAGGCGGCCCUGGCGCAGGAGCAGGACCCGGCGCGCCGGCAGGUGCUGGACGGGCGGCAGCUGGCACUGAAGGUCAGCGCCAACUCCGUGUACGGCUUCACCGGGGCACAGGCGGGGAGGCUGCCCUGCCUCGAGGUAUCACAGAGCGUGACAGGGUUCGGGCGCCAGAUGAUCGAGAGGACGAAGCAGCUCGUGGAGGAGAAGUACGGGGGGCAGGGGGGGCACCCUGCCCAGGUAAAGGUGGUGUACGGGGACACGGACUCCGUGAUGUGCCGCCUGGGGGUGCCGUCGGUGGCCGAGGCCGCGGAUUUGGGGCGCGAGGUGGCCUCGUGGGUGUCGGGGCAUUUCCCGCCCCCCAUCCGGCUCGAGUUCGAGAAGGUGUACUGGCCGUACCUGCUGAUCAGCAAGAAGCGCUACGCCGGCCUCUGCUUCUCGGGGGGCCCGGGGACCCCCCCAAAACUCGACUGCAAGGGGCUGGAGGCCGUCAGGAGGGACAACUGUCCCCUGGCUGCCAACCUGGUCACCGCCUGCCUCCGCAGGAUCCUCCUGCACAGGGACCCCGAGGGGGCCGUGGCCCACGCUCAGGACGUGAUCUCGGACCUGCUGUGCAACCGCAUCGACAUCUCCCAGCUCGUCAUCACCAAGGAGCUCACCCGGGCGGCCUCGGCCUACGCGGCCCCACAGGCCCAUGUCAGGCUGGCUGAGAGGCUGAAGCAGCGGGACCCGGGCAGUGCCCCCGUGCUGGGCGAUCGCGUCCCCUACGUCAUCGUCAGCGGGGCCCGGGGGGAGGCCGCCUACACCCGGUCUGAGGACCCGGUGUAGCUGGAGCAGAACCUGCCCAUCGACACCCGCUAUUACCUGGAGCAGCAGCUCGCCAAGCCCCUCCUCAGGAUCUUCGAGCCCAUCCUGGGCGAGGGGAAGGCCCAGGGGGUCCUGCUGAGGGGGGAGCACACGCGGUGCAAGACGGUGCUGACGGCGAAGGUCGGGGGGCUCUCGGCAUUCGCCACCAAACGCAGCAGCUGCGUGGGCUGCAGGGCUGUGCUGUCACACCAUGGUGCCGUCUGCGAUUUCUGCCGCGAGCGAGAGUCGGAGCUCUACCAGAAAGAGGUGUCUCAGCUGUGGGGGCUCGAGCGCAGCUUCUCCCGCCUCUGGACGCAGUGCCAGCGGUGCCAGGGGUCCCUGCUGCAGGACGUGCUGUGCACCAGCCGGGACUGCCCCAUCUUCUACAUGCGCCGGAAGGUUCAGAAGGACCUGCAGGCCCAGCAGGAGCUGCUCGGGCGCUUCAGGGACCCCGAGUGGUGACCCCAAAACCUUCAGGGACCCCCCAAAAAAAAUAAUUGGGGGGGGACCCCCCAAAAUAGGGGGGUUUUGUUGUUUGGGGUUUUUUUUCUAUGGAGAGUUUAAUAAAAAGCAGAUUUUUGGUGA